GCGCUCACUGGGGGAGCUGCUGCAGGCUCCGCGGCGGCGGCGGCAACGGAGGCUGCGGGGGUGGCGGUGCGAGCGGCCGGGCUUGGGGGGGGAGCCGAGCCCGGCCCGGGAAUCCUAGCAGCUAGAGUGCGGGGUACCUAGGCCCCUCACACUGGAUUCCACAGUCUCCGGGCCGCCUGACCUCCGCACGGGUAUAUGGGAUGGAAGCGGGACCCUCGGGAGCAGCUGCAGGCGCAUACCUGCCCCCUCUGCAGCAGGUGUUCCAGGCACCUCGAAGGCCUGGCAUUGGCACAGUGGGGAAACCAAUCAAGCUCCUGGCCAAUUACUUUGAGGUGGACAUCCCUAAGAUUGACGUCUACCACUACGAGGUGGAUAUCAAACCAGAUAAGUGUCCUCGCAGAGUCAACCGGGAAGUGGUGGAAUACAUGGUCCAGCAUUUCAAGCCUCAGAUCUUUGGUGAUCGCAAGCCCGUGUAUGAUGGAAAGAAGAACAUUUACACUGUCACAGCACUGCCCAUUGGCAAUGAACGGGUUGACUUUGAGGUGACAAUCCCCGGGGAAGGGAAGGAUCGAAUAUUCAAGGUCUCCAUCAAGUGGCUAGCCAUUGUGAGCUGGCGCAUGCUGCAUGAGGCCCUGGUCAGUGGCCAGAUCCCUGUUCCCCUGGAGUCUGUGCAAGCCCUUGAUGUGGCCAUGAGACAUCUGGCAUCCAUGAGGUACACCCCUGUGGGCCGCUCCUUCUUCUCACCGCCUGAGGGCUACUACCACCCGCUGGGGGGUGGGCGCGAGGUCUGGUUCGGCUUUCACCAGUCUGUGCGCCCUGCCAUGUGGAAGAUGAUGCUCAACAUUGAUGUCUCAGCCACUGCCUUCUACAAGGCACAGCCGGUGAUUGAGUUCAUGUGUGAGGUGCUGGACAUCAGGAACAUAGAUGAGCAGCCCAAGCCGCUCACGGACUCUCAGCGUGUGCGCUUUACCAAGGAGAUCAAGGGCCUGAAGGUAGAAGUAACCCACUGUGGACAGAUGAAGAGGAAAUACCGUGUGUGUAAUGUUACACGCCGCCCUGCCAGCCAUCAGACGUUUCCCUUGCAGCUGGAGAGUGGACAAACUGUGGAGUGCACAGUGGCACAGUAUUUCAAGCAGAAAUAUAACCUUCAGCUCAAGUAUCCCCACCUGCCCUGCUUGCAAGUUGGCCAGGAACAAAAGCAUACCUACCUGCCCCUAGAGGUCUGUAACAUUGUGGCUGGGCAGCGCUGCAUUAAGAAGCUGACCGACAAUCAGACUUCGACCAUGAUAAAGGCUACAGCUAGGUCGGCCCCAGACAGACAGGAGGAGAUCAGCCGCCUGAUGAAGAAUGCCAGCUACAACCUAGAUCCUUACAUCCAGGAGUUUGGGAUCAAAGUGAAGGAUGACAUGACGGAGGUCACAGGACGAGUGCUGCCGGCGCCCAUCUUGCAGUAUGGCGGCCGGAACCGGGCCAUUGCCACACCCAAUCAGGGUGUCUGGGACAUGCGAGGGAAACAGUUCUACAAUGGGAUUGAGAUCAAAGUCUGGGCCAUCGCCUGCUUCGCACCCCAAAAGCAGUGUCGAGAAGAGGUGCUCAAAAACUUCACAGACCAGCUGCGGAAAAUUUCCAAGGAUGCAGGGAUGCCCAUCCAGGGCCAGCCUUGCUUCUGCAAAUAUGCUCAGGGGGCAGACAGCGUGGAGCCCAUGUUCCGGCAUCUGAAGAACACGUACUCUGGACUACAGCUCAUUAUUGUCAUCCUGCCAGGGAAGACGCCAGUGUAUGCUGAGGUGAAACGUGUUGGAGAUACACUUUUGGGAAUGGCUACACAGUGUGUGCAAGUGAAGAACGUGGUGAAGACCUCACCUCAAACUCUGUCCAACCUCUGCCUGAAGAUCAAUGUCAAACUUGGUGGCAUAAACAACAUCCUAGUCCCACACCAGCGCUCUGCAGUCUUUCAACAGCCAGUGAUAUUCCUGGGAGCAGAUGUUACACACCCCCCAGCAGGGGAUGGGAAAAAACCGUCUAUCACAGCAGUGGUAGGCAGUAUGGAUGCCCACCCCAGCCGUUAUUGUGCCACUGUGCGGGUGCAGCGACCUCGGCAGGAGAUCAUUGAAGACUUAUCUUACAUGGUGCGUGAGCUGCUGAUCCAGUUCUACAAGUCCACCCGCUUCAAGCCUACCCGUAUCAUCUUCUACCGAGAUGGCGUUCCUGAAGGCCAGCUCCCUCAGAUCCUCCACUAUGAGCUGCUGGCCAUUCGUGAUGCCUGCAUCAAACUGGAAAAGGACUACCAGCCUGGGAUCACUUAUAUUGUGGUGCAGAAACGCCAUCACACCCGACUUUUUUGUGCUGACAAGAAUGAGCGAAUUGGAAAGAGUGGUAACAUCCCAGCUGGGACCACUGUGGAUACCAACAUCACGCACCCAUUUGAGUUUGACUUCUAUCUGUGCAGCCACGCAGGCAUCCAGGGCACCAGCCGACCAUCCCAUUACUAUGUCCUUUGGGAUGACAACCGUUUCACAGCAGAUGAGCUCCAGAUCUUGACAUACCAGCUAUGCCACACUUAUGUACGAUGCACACGCUCCGUCUCUAUCCCAGCACCUGCCUACUAUGCCCGCCUGGUGGCUUUCCGGGCACGAUAUCACCUAGUGGAUAAAGAGCAUGACAGUGGAGAGGGGAGCCACAUAUCAGGGCAGAGCAAUGGGCGGGACCCCCAGGCCCUGGCCAAAGCCGUGCAGGUUCACCAGGAUACUCUGCGCACCAUGUACUUCGCUUGAAGGCAGAACGCUGUUACCUCACUGGAUAGAAGAAAGUUUUCCAAGCCCCAAGAGCUAUGCCACCCAAAUCCAGAGGAAUCAGGGAGGAGGGAGGUGGGGUAGGGAGGAGUGCAGAAGGCCUUGUUUCCUUCUACAGAUGGGACAUAAGGGUGGGGAACAGGGCCAGUAAGCCAGACCACCAGCCAGAAAUUUCUGAUAUUCACCUCAUACCCUUCACCCCAUCUUGUCACAUCUGACCCUGACCCCACUGGACCAAGACGGGCAGCACCAGUGCCCACCAUACACACAGGUGUCUCACGUGACUCACAGUGCUAAAGACUCAUGCCUGACAGCUUGGUAAGGUCGGCUCGGCUCUACAUUCCUGUGGAUAAAAGCUGGUAGGUUUGGGUUUGGUACUUCAGA
Eptesicus fuscus (big brown bat) is the source of this 3176-nucleotide messenger RNA. RefSeq names its product argonaute RISC component 1 (gene AGO1). The record is from RefSeq and is a predicted model, not a curated record. Bases 201 to 2774 code for a protein of 857 amino acids. Lineage: Eukaryota; Metazoa; Chordata; Mammalia; Chiroptera; Vespertilionidae. The transcript has 19 exons. Gene Ontology annotation, molecular function: protein binding; RNA binding.